Populus euphratica (Euphrates poplar) is the source of this 2820-nucleotide messenger RNA. RefSeq lists its product as uncharacterized. Gene Ontology annotation, molecular function: alpha-L-arabinofuranosidase activity. The coding region runs from base 95 to 2689 and encodes 864 amino acids. Lineage: Eukaryota; Viridiplantae; Streptophyta; Magnoliopsida; Malpighiales; Salicaceae. The transcript has 12 exons. Gene Ontology annotation, biological process: L-arabinose metabolic process. The record is from RefSeq and is a predicted model, not a curated record.
UCAUGUUUUAAUUCUUUUUAAUUGAGUUUGAACUCAAAAGAGUUGUUCUCUAAGCUUAAGUUAACUCAAAUUGGGUGUUCUUGAACUGUGAUUUAUGCAAGUGGAAAAAGAAAUGAAGGGUUUGUUAGUUAUGGCCAUGGUGUCUAUGCUGUGUAGUUUUGGUAUCAGCAAGGAGUGUACAAACAUCCCGACUCAGUUAUCUUCACAUUCAUUUCGAUAUGAACUGUUAUCAUCACAGAAUGAAACAUGGAAAGAAGAAAUGUUUGAACAUUAUCAUUUGAUACCUACCGAUGAUUCAGCUUGGGCCAGUUUGCUGCCAAGAAAGAUACUGAGAGAAGAAGAUGAGCAUAGUUGGGAAAUGAUGUAUAGAAAUUUGAAAAGUCCUUUGAAAUCCUCUGGAAAUUUCCUUAACGAAAUGCCAUUGCAUAAUGUGAGAUUGGAUCCAAGUUCAAUCCAUUGGAAGGCUCAACAGACAAACUUGGAGUACUUGUUGAUGUUGGAUGUGAAUAACUUGGUGUGGAGCUUUAGGAAAACUGCAGGUUUGUCUACACCAGGAAAAGCUUACGGUGGUUGGGAGGCACCGGAUUCCGAGCUUCGAGGACAUUUUGUAGGGCACUAUUUGAGUGCAUCAGCACAGAUGUGGGCUAGUACUCAUAAUGAAACUCUAAAGAAGAAAAUGUCUGCAGUAGUUUCUGCUCUGUCUGCCUGUCAGGUGAAAAUGGGAACAGGAUACCUUUCUGCUUUCCCAUCUGAAUUAUUUGAUCGGUUUGAAGCUAUAAAGCCUGUCUGGGCUCCUUAUUACACUAUUCAUAAGAUCUUAGCAGGUCUUUUGGACCAAUAUACAUUGGCAGAUAAUGCUCAAGCUUUAAAAAUGGUGAAGUGGAUGGUUGAUUACUUUUACAAUCGAGUUCGAAACGUUAUAACCAGUCACAGUAUUGAAAGGCAUUAUCUAUCACUCAACGAGGAAACUGGUGGUAUGAAUGAUGUCCUUUACAAGUUAUUUAGCAUAACAGGAGAUCCAAAGCACUUGGUGCUGGCUCACCUGUUUGACAAGCCUUGCUUCCUUGGUUUGCUUGCAGUGCAGGCCGAUGACAUAUCAGGUUUCCACGCCAAUACACAUAUCCCUGUUGUCAUCGGUGCACAGAUGCGAUAUGAAAUCACUGGCGAUCCUCUUUAUAAGGAUAUAGGAGCAUUCUUCAUGGAUGUAGUCAACUCUUCUCACAGCUAUGCAACUGGAGGAACUUCUGUUAGCGAGUUCUGGUCAGAUCCAAAGCGACUGGCUAGCACGUUACAGACAGAAAAUGAGGAAUCAUGCACAACUUAUAAUAUGCUGAAGGUCUCUCGCCACCUGUUCAGAUGGACCAAAGAAAUGGCUUAUGCAGAUUAUUACGAGCGAGCUCUGACAAACGGUGUGCUAGGCAUCCAAAGAGGAACAGAACCUGGAGUGAUGAUUUACAUGCUUCCACAAUAUCCUGGAAGUUCCAAAGCCAAAAGCUAUCAUGGAUGGGGGACUUCGUAUGAUUCUUUUUGGUGCUGCUAUGGAACAGGAAUUGAAUCAUUUUCAAAGCUGGGAGAUUCCAUAUAUUUUGAAGAAGGAGAAGCCCCAGGCCUUUACAUCAUUCAGUAUAUAUCAAGCUCUCUUGAUUGGAAAUCUGGACAGAUUAUGCUCAAUCAGAAAGUUGAUCCUAUCGUUUCUUCGGAUCCAUAUCUUCGGGUGACAUUAACCUUUUCUCCUAAGAAGGGGACUAGCCAAGCAUCGACCUUGUAUUUGCGGAUACCAAUUUGGACAAAUUCAGAAGGUGCUACUGCAAAAAUAAAUUCUAAGAGUUUGCGUCUACCAGCUCCAGGUAGUUUCUUAUCAGUCAAUAGAAAAUGGCGCAGCAGUGACAAGCUAACCCUUCAGAUUCCCAUCAGUUUGAGAACAGAGGCCAUUAAAGAUGACCGGCAUGAGUAUGCUUCUAUUCAGGCAAUACUUUAUGGUCCUUACCUACUUGCUGGUCAUACAAGUGGUGACUGGAACCUCAAAUCUGGGUCAGGAAAUUCUCUUUCAGACUCAAUAACACCAAUCCCUGCCUCUUAUAAUGGACAAUUAGUAUCUUUUUCCCAAGAGUCUGGAAUUUCGACUUUUGUGUUAUCAAAUUCAAACCAAUCAAUAUCGAUGGAAAAGCUCCCGGAAUCAGGCACCGAUGCUUCUCUUCAAGCCACCUUUAGACUUGUAUUUAAAGACUCUUCUUCCUCGAAGCUCUCAAGUGUUAAAGAUGUUAUUGGAAAAUCAGUCAUGCUUGAACCCUUUCAUCUUCCUGGAAUGCUUUUAGUGCAGCAAGGAGAAGACAGAAGCUUUGCACUCACAAAUUCUGCUGAUGAUGAUGGAUCAUCUAUCUUCCGCGUAGUUUCUGGAUUGGAUGGAAAAGACGGAACUGUAUCCCUGGAAUCAGGUAUCCAAAAUGGUUGCUACGUGUACAGUGGUGUGGAUUAUAAGUCAGGUCAAAGCAUGAAGCUUAGCUGCAAAACAGGGACAUCAUCAGAUACUGGUUUUAAUCAGGGAGCCAGCUUUGUAAUGAACAAAGGACUAAGUCAAUAUCAUCCAAUCAGCUUUGUUGCAAAGGGGGACAAAAGAAAUUUUCUUCUUGCACCAUUACAUAGUCUGAGGGAUGAAUCUUACACUAUUUAUUUUAACAUUCAACCUUAACAAGUGUUGAUAGAGCUACUGAUUAGUGACUCUGCUUUUAGAUAAAUUAAGUUCAAUACAUAAAAGAGGAGGGUUGAACUUGAAACCUCUUACGAGGAAAGGGGACACUAAUUGGUGUGGGGCACUUUCUU